Megachile rotundata (alfalfa leafcutting bee) is the source of this 1740-nucleotide messenger RNA. RefSeq lists its product as uncharacterized. The record is from RefSeq and is a predicted model, not a curated record. Lineage: Eukaryota; Metazoa; Arthropoda; Insecta; Hymenoptera; Megachilidae.
AUGAAAAACGCUCUGGUCGUCCAGUUGAAUAUAACACGUGAGAUUGCAGAGAAGCUUCAUGUAUCACAUACAUGCAUUGAAAAUCACUUAAAACAACUUGGCUAUGUUCAAAAACUCGAUACAUGGGUUCCUCACGAACUGAAAGAAACGCAUUUAACGCAACACAUUAGCAGCUGCGACUUGCUAAAGAAACGUAAUGAAAAUGAUCCAUUUUUAAAACGACUGAUAACUGGCGACGAAAAAUGGGUUGUUUACAACAAUAUCAAGCGGAAAAGAUCGUGGAGUAAGCCAGGUGAACCAACUCAAACAACAUCAAAAGCUCAUAUUCAUCAAAAGAAGGUUUUGUUAUCAGUUUGGUGGGAUUACAAAAGAAUUGUCUACUUUGAACUCUUACCACCCAACCGAACGAUCAAUUCUGAUGUCUAUAUUGAACAACUAACGAAAUUAAACAAUGCACUUGAAGAAAAGCGGCCCGAAUUGACAAAUCGAAAAAGUGUUGUAUUCCAUCAUGACAAUGCAAGGCCACACACAUCUUUGGUCACUUGGCAAAAAUUAUUGGAGCUUGGUUGGGAUGUUUUGCCACAUCCACCAUAUAGUCCUGACCUUGCACCAUCUGAUUACUUUUUGUUUCGAUCUUUACAAAACUCCUUGAAUGAAAAAAUCCGCAAUUACUUAGUUGCCAACCCAAUAUAUAGCAAUGCUUACAGAGGAUUUCGUACUAAAUACGGAACACAUAAAGUUACAAACGAAAGUACACUGAAACGAAUUAUCAAUAAUUUUAUACAGUAUGGAACUAUUCAAAAUCAUAGACACGAUCUGCCAGGUCCUUCUGCGUCUAUAACUGUAGAAGAAAAUAUUGAAGCAAUUAAAAAUUAUUUCGAACAGAAUCCAAAUGCUUCCAUUCGGAAAGCUGCCCAAGCUUUUAAAAUAUCAAAAACAACAUUACACAGGAUUUUAAAAUAUUUUCUGAAAAUGCAUCCGUAUAAAAUAACAUCUCAUCAAUUGCUAACCAAGCGCGCUAUGUUGAAACGUGUGGAAUUUUGCAAGACGAUAAAUGGAAUGUUUGAAAAUGAAGAACUUGAUGAAAAAUUCAUAAUUUAUACGGAUGAAGCACAUUUUUGGCUAAAUGGUUACGUGAAUAAGCAAAAUUAUCGAUUUUGGGGGUCGGAAAAUCUCAACGUUUCCCUGGCUAACCAACUCACUGGUGAAAGUUACAAGCAGAUUCUUGAACAAAAAUUCUUCCCUCAUGCAAAAAAAAGAGGCCUAGUCAGAGAUUUUUAUUUCAUGCAAGAUGGAGCAACGCCACACCGAACUCAGGAGGUCUUCGAAACAAUCCAUAAAGUGUAUGGCAGCCGAGUCAUUGGUCUGGGAUACCCUAAAUUUUGCCAAGGAGGGCUAGAAUGGCCACCAUACUCACCGGAUUUGAAUCCGUGUGAUUUCUUUCUUUGGGGAUACAUUAAAGACAAUUGUUAUGCCACAAAUCCAACAACAGUGCCAGAUUUAAUAGCAGCUAUUAAAAGGAUCGUCAAUAACAUUAAAAAUGAUAUGUUAGAGAAAUGCGUGGUUCCGAAGACGGAGGAUGAUGGCUCGUGUGGGUCCCAGGCGGAAGAUGUUGAGGCGAUCGUACUUUCGUCGGAUGAAAAGGGCGAAAGUGAUGAAGUCACGACGGUGGAAUGUGGUUCGACCGGUUUGGGCGGUUCGUCGGCAGGUCUGGCGCCAAAACGCCCAAGGUUAUCGUAA